This is a messenger RNA of Thamnophis elegans (Western terrestrial garter snake), 1701 nucleotides long. RefSeq names its product DnaJ heat shock protein family (Hsp40) member C12 (gene DNAJC12). The coding region runs from base 156 to 737 and encodes 193 amino acids. Gene Ontology annotation, cellular component: cytoplasm. The transcript has 5 exons. Lineage: Eukaryota; Metazoa; Chordata; Lepidosauria; Squamata; Natricidae. The record is from RefSeq and is a predicted model, not a curated record.
UUCAGAGUCUCCGGUGACAUUUGUUCUGUGUAUAAAGCCAACUGAGGUUGAGCUUUAGCAUUACUAUUACAUCUGUGGAUUCUCGUGUAAAUAUUUUAAAUAAACCUUGGCUCUUUAGACUCCCUGUUUCUGAAAAAGCAGUGUGUGUUUAAAAAAUGGAUGCAAUAUUCAGCUGCAGGCUGGAGGAUAUGGAAGAUUAUUACAGCUUGCUGGGAUGUGAUGAAUUAUCUACAGUCGAACAAAUUGUUGCAGAGUUUAAAGUUAGAGCUCUUGAAUGUCAUCCAGACAAGCAUCCCGGAACCCCUCAAGCUGUGGAGAAUUUUCAGAAGUUACAACAUGCAAAAGAGAUUCUUUCCAAUGAAGACAGCCGAGCCCGUUAUGACUACUGGCGAAGGAGCAAAAUUGCUAUUCCAUUCCAGAAGUGGGAAGCCCUGAGCAACUCAAUGAAAGCAUCAAUGCAUUGGGCUGUCAGAGAUAAAAAAGAGCCAAUGUUGGAUGCUCCUGAUUCAAAUCAUAAUGACAAGAUGGCUGAUAAUUUUUCACUGAAGACAGAAAUCAACAGGGAUGAUUUAUUCACUGAUGGAAAGGAAAUGGAGGAUUUUCAAAUCUUUGAUGGGAAACCGAUGUCACCAAAAAGCCCAGAUUCGCCAGAUCCAAAUUGCUGGCACUUGCGCUUCCGUUGGUCGGGUGACACUCCAUCUGAACUUCUGCGGAAGUUUAGAAAUUAUGAAAUAUGAAGCAGAACAUGAAAUAUGUAUGGAGGAUGAAACGUGUUGAAUGUGGUUUUCGCUGUUUCAAUAUUUGUGUAUAUGUUUAUUAUAGAGUGGCUGCUUGUAUGUGUGUAUACUUUAUGUUAGGGAUGUGCCUACUUUGUAAAUGUUUCAAAAGAGCUGCUUCAGAACGUAAGCAAGGAAACCAUGCAGCUGUCUGUCUUUUUUCAGGCGAACUAGAGAAAAGAUGUAGCUCUUUUAAAACUUGCAUUUAGAAUUGGAUCCUUAAAGCAGCAGCAGCAACAUUUUUCAAGCUCGGAUUUAUGCCUGAAUGGGGGGACAAAAACAAGCUGCUGUAAUGAAUAGCAGAGAGGUGCUGUGUUUAUGUAAAGUUUGAAGCAUCACUUCUGAACAAUUUUUGAAAUUUGUGUGGCUUCAGAAAUAUGUAUAACUUGUGCAGUUAUGUAUAGUAUUUUAAAUUUUGUAAUAUUAUUCUUAUAUAAAUUAUAGUGUAAAACGUUGUUUCUGAACUAAAUUCAUUCAUUGCAUGGAUAAUAUGUUUGUGUAUUUAGUCCUGUUUCCAAAACUGUAUCCUUAACAAAAUUUGUUUCCUAUAACUGUAGAACCAUUAAGAAAAUUAUCUGCAGUGACAGUCACCUUAACAUUCUUUAUUUCUAACUUCUAUUUCCAGCUAUAUUGCAUCCUAUGGAAAUGAAUUCACAGAUUUUAGCCCUUCAACUCUGUCAUUCCCAUUUCCUAAAAGCCUACUUAUAAUGUCUCCUUUUUUCCCCCUUGCUAUAUUCUGUUGCUUGCGAAACCUUCCAAAUUAUAUUGAUAAUACUAUCUCCAUAUCACUCUUCAAUGUCCACCUUUUCUAAGAAACAUUUUAUCUAAUUCUUUACAUCCUUCACCCCAGUAAAAAUUGUAUACUUGCUGUUCUUAAUAUUCAGGGUUGAAAUACACACCAUGUUAGAAUUACAUGUAUUUUUAC